CAGUGGGAUUACGGAGGGAGUGAUAGGAGCGCUAUCUUUGUCAGGGAUGCUGUGGCUGAAAGGUCCAGCGCUGCGGCCUUUACUCUGAAUCUCAGCCUGCCGACUUCACGUCGUUCCAGAUAGCUUUCUGUAGGGUUGUCAACCAUCGCCGAUUUAUGUUUAACAUUGAGUCGUGCAGGAAACCGUCUUUCUGUUUCGCAAGCGCCUAGGAAGGAUCUACCCACGAUGACUACAUUUCGCUGCUGAUUGUUCCAGUCUGCUCUAUUUAGGCUAUAAUAAUGAAGUAAAUGAAGAACGUUACUGAUCUCCAUCAUUUCGUAUUAGGAGCGUUACUCGCAUGACCUAAGUGUCCGUUCUGUUCCAGCUUCCACGAUGUUGGUCCCGGCUGAAAUAGGUUCGUCAGCCGGGUAACACUGCAAUACGAAGCAUCGACCGUGAGAUUUUCCAGGAUUGCGAAGGACUUUCAGGUUAUGAAGGACGUUACUGCCUUCUGUCAGCUCUUAUUAUAAUCCUCAUUACUUUGAGGCCAGCAUCUACGGCUGUUGGUUCCAGCGGAAAGAGGAUCGUCAGCCAGGAUAUAUCUAAUAUAAAAAUAAAUGACGGGCGUUACUGACCUCUGUCAGCACGUGCUUUCACAUUCAUGACCUCAAAUGGCUCUUCUAUUCCGGCUUCUAAGGCCGUUGAUUCCAGCUGCCAUCCAAUGGCUACUGUUUCUCCUCGUAUUUCACACGGACAACCUACUACCAUGGGAUUUUAUCAUCAGUUAUCUCCUGGACCUGCCUAUUACCAGCGUCAGUGCUGGCAACGGUCAUUUGGGAAGCAUGGCCAUUUCCAUGCUCAGGGCUUGGCUGGAGGGCGAUUGGAGAAUGUUGACACCUGGCAUGCUGGCGUGGACCCAGGUGAUCGGCUGGUGGUUGGCCUUUUCGGCGGUCAUGAUUUGCACGCUCAUUGGUGUCCGAGAUUUGAUCCUGUCUGCAUUCGCCGAUGCACUGGUCAGAGCAGUUGGAAGUCCUAAGAGUCAGACUCGCUGGAAGCUUAAACCCAGAGGCGUGCUGAUCAUAGAGAACCUUCAGCUGUCCCCUCUGCUUCUUGACGCCCUGGACCUCCCGUUAUCAGCACAAUCCGCUAAGGUGGAGACAUUGGAGCUCUCGCUUCCACUCCUGGCUUUCCUCCUCGCCAGCAACAUCUCUCUGCGAAUCACGGGGUUCCACGUGGAGUUGACUUCUCGCAAGUUCCCCUCUGAGAAGGAGAGCUGGUGGCUCGACGCUCAGGUGGAGGCAGAGAAGCGGGCCAGGCAGCGGCAAAUGCUGACAGACAUUGACAGGUUACUCUGGGAUGACAACUCCCCCCCUCCUUCCUUCUUCCAGAAGUUUCUAGACUUCUUGAUAUUCACCGUUGCCCUCCGAGCAGCACAGUGCACGCAGGUCUCCAUCUCCCAAGUGACCAUCCGCUUCCGACCCAGCAGCCUCAGCUCCCUGCCUCAGCGCCUCCACCGCACUCUCGCCCUCAGGCUCGACUCUCUCAGCGUCACCAACGGCUCUCCAGCUUCCACUGACUUGCUGCUUCCCAGGGCAAAGGUAGUGGACGUGCGAGGCUGCAAGCUCGAACUCGUGAACGAGUCAAGCAGGCCUUCAGCUCCUCCGGCUUCAAGGGCUGAAGCCGGCAGUGCUCCAGCCGGCAAGACUGCUUCUUCUAGAGGACUGCACAAGCAGGCUCCGCAGAGGGCUGCUGUUGCUGUGACUGUAGUGAAGCGGUGGAGCUUUUCUGUUACUGUGGAGGCGGGAUGGGGUGUAUGGCACCAGGGCAGCAAGGUCAGCGGAGUGGUGGCAUCUGCCUCGCUGGACAUGGGCGCUCUCAUCUUGAGUGCGAACGAAGUGGUUGUAGAGUACCUGUCUGGCUUGGCUGUGGACUUGGCUGAAUUCACGGAUUAUGCUAAGUACAGACAGACGCGCCCUCGUGCUCCGGUGCUUGAAGACCCCAGGGCGUGGUGGCGGCAUGCCAUAGGAAACGUGGCAAGAGAACUGCGAGCAGCAGCUAUGGACGUUGAAAUGACAGGGCUGUCGCACUCUGUCCAAGCCACCAUGCGCCUGCAGUACGAAAAGCAGUACAGUGACUUCAUUGCAGGCCGUUGCUGGUCCGUGAGUGCAGCACAGACGCGCCUGCAGCAGCUGGAGCAGCAGCUAGGCACGCUCAACUGCGCGUUUGUGCGGUUCAGAGUGGCACUGGCAGCAGAAUCUGAGGGAAUGCCCCGCAGGGAACCGGUAUGGGCUGCGCACAUGGCCAAUGUGAGCAGUAAGCUCCAGGAUUUGAACUACUUGCUCUCUGGUGGGUCGUUUCCCGAGCCUCAGGCUCAGAGACAGGUCGUUGAGGUCAGCAGCAGCCUUACCUGCCCCAAGUUGUGCCUCUUGCUGACGUCAGCGUCGGAUCUCGAUUGGGGUGCUGAGGUGUCGCUGAAUGACGUCGUGCUGAGGCUCACACAGGGGGGUGCUCUUCAUGCUGAGGUGUCAUGCAGGAAGCUUUUGGUGAGGAACUUCUAUGUCCCUGAGAGCGAGUGCGUUGGGAACAUCCUGCAGUCUGUCGGUUUCUUCCAGUCCUCCUCCUCUCCUUCCUCCACUACCUCCUCACCUGCCUUUGGCCCACGUGCCUCGUCUCCAUCACCAUCUUCAAUCCCUGGCUCAAGUCAACCUUCCCCAAUGCAGCCUUUCCCUCCUAACGACGCUGCUGUGUCUGCUGCAGCAGCUGGUGAUUCUGCAUCUUCCUCUCGUUCCUCAGGCGCCACUCCCUUCCUGGCUGUCUGUUUCAGCCAGAGGCACGGCUCUCAGCCCCGUCCCUGCCAGCUGCCCACCUGUCUGGUGGGCAGGCGGCAUCUCUUGUGCCCUUCAGAUCUCAAGAAGCGCUCCGGCCGUUUCCUUCGCUUCCUUCGGUCAGUCCGGUCUAAGAGGUACACGGGGGCUUUGCAGCAGGGCCAGGAUGCGGUGGAGACAGCAGAGGAGAAGCAGCAGCUGCAGUUUCUGAAGCGGCCUGUGGAAGGGGUGGAGGGGGAGAGUGAGCAGGCAACACAUGAAAGGACGGAAAGGAGCAGGAGAGGUAAAGGGGGGAAUGACGAGGUGAAGUGGAAAGGGGAGGAUGGACUGGGCCAGUUGGAGCUUGGCUGGGGCGAGGACGAGUUGCUGCGGCUGCACACACGAGUGGAGGCACACAUGUCUCCCCUCCGAGUCUUCCUCGACCGCCGAUGGCUCUUCCAGCUCAUGCAGCUCCUCUCCUCCUCCCCUUCGUCUCAGUCACAACCACCUGCAGUCACGGAUCCGAAUUCCAUUGCUGUCAGCCAGUGGCGAGGCAGAGUGCCUGCCCCCCUGCCCUCACAGCCUGGAGCGGAUCCUUACAGGGGUAUGGUCUCUGGAGAGGAUGUGACCAGCCGGGCUCAGGUUGGAGCUGGAGAUGGAAUGGGAUGGUCAGGAGAAGGGGUAGGGGGAAGAGGCGCGGAGAGGAUAGCAAGAGGUGCAGCAGGUGGUUCAGGUGACAGUGAGUGGAUGCCGGAUAUCACCAAGCAGCAGCACUACCUGUACCGGAGGAGGGGAGACUCCAGAGGCGUGGAUUCCUGGAGCAGUGGUGCUCUGGAUGGUGCUGCUGAUAGGCCUCCAGGCAUGUCCGGUGAUUCCACUGGAUACAGCUGUGGCGUCCGUGACGGUGGUGCGAUAUCGCUGAACCCGGCUCUGUUCCCGGAUCUGCAGGCGUAUGUGAGGGAGUUUGGGCAGCACGUGGCGAGGAAGCGAGUGCAGCAUGUCAGGGAUAACCUGCCAGAGGUUGCUGCCCGGGUUGGCAGCAUACUGUUCAUCAUCCCAUGCCGUGACAUUGACGUCAUACCUCGCCCUCCACCACCACCAGCACCUGCCACCCCUCACCGCUCACCGCUGUCUUCAGCUGGAGGUGACCGCGACUUUCAGGCAUUCUUUGGCUCGGGGAUGGACCAGCCAAGGCCACAAUCACAGCCACAGCAGAAUCACCAGCGACCACCCCAACGGCAGCGGAUCCAGCAGCAGAAGCAAGGUCAAGCGUGGCAGUCCCCGGGAAAGGGAGCACAGAGGAGGAGACCUGUAGCGCUGACCCCGCCCCUGCUGGUGAUAUUCGUAUCAGAGAUUGUUUUGGACACAAGGCCGUCAGAGAGUGUCGUUCACGUUCACCAGAAGCAAGAUCCCAGCUCGUCAGAACCAGGGGAAUCUGCUGACGACCAAUCUGUGGCUGCCAGGUGUCGCGAGGCAGUGGCGUCCUUGUCAUCGCACAAGGGGUGGAUGCAACGGCAGCAUGUGGGCCCACUGCCGCCUAACUCUCUGGAGCAGGUCAAGGUUGUCCUCACCAUCGAGGCAUUCUUGGCCCGUGCUUCCCUCUCUAACGUUGCUGACUUGCGAGACAGGGUGGACUUCUGCAAGUCAAUGUCAGUCAGUGCAUCUGUCGGUCGCUGCACUGAGCCCAUUCGAGACAAACCAACCACGCUGCUGAGUGCGGAGCUGGUCACUUCAGUCCUUGUCAUUCAGCUCUCCCCCCUCAUUGCCAAGGAGGUCUCUCGCCUCGUGCACAUCAUGAUCGAAACCUUUGCGAGCAAGGCCGAUCUCCCCUCAGCCUCCAAGGAUCCGCCACCACCAGCGCCACCUCCCCCAGUUAUACCUGGAGCUCAGCAGCUGGGAUGGAGAGUCUCCUUCAAGGGAGGUGGCUUCGUGGUGGAGGCAUGCCAGGAGAUGGUGCCGCACCGAAAGGCGGAUUGCCCCUAUGGUGUGUGCCACUGCCACCAGUGGGUGACCUCGUCCGACACUGCAGCGGUGCAAGCCGUGCUGCACACCGCAAAGGACAUGCAGGGCUUGCCUCCUAAAGGACCUACUCCCAUGGUCCUGUCACCUGCUGCUGCGUCGAGCUCAGCUUCAGCAGCUGCUUCUGCUAGAGGGUCGGCUGCAGCUUUGGAGGACCUGCGCCCGGAGCCAGUGGUGGUGUUUCGAGUGCGCCUGGACAAGAUACGUGUGAAGGCCGAGCAGCACAACGACCAGUUCUCUCUCGUGUUGCUGCUCAGAGGAAUCUCCAGUGGCCGGAUCUUCCCUCCUGUAGCAUCUGUGAGGAGGCUCUUUCCUCCAGGAACGGCAAUGACAGCACCGGCGUUUUACCGUUGGCGCCUUAACACAGUGGUGGCGAGGGGUCACAGCCAGGAGGGCAUUCUGGCUGCCUAUGAGGCGCUGCAGCGAGCCAAGGCUCAGGUCGCAGUGCAGCUUCACGAGAAGGGAACACUUCACCAGGUGGCUGUGCGAGUCGCCCUCCUCCCAUUCGCCUGCGACACCAACAGCCUAUCAGCUGUGCUGACCUUCCUAACUCACCUUCAGGCCGCUAUCUCCCGAGUCAGCACGACUCCUAUCCCCCCCGGAUCCCAAGCCUGCCAGCUGCAGCCAUCUGGAGGCAGUGACUUCGAGAGGGAUUGGAGGAGCGCGCCCCCUGCCGCCUCCUCUGCUGCUCCUGCUUCUACUCAGAACCAAACGAGAAGCCAGUCUGAUGGGCAGCUGCACGUGUCCUUUAGGGGGACAGACGAGGAGGAGGAGGAUGAGGAGGAGGAAAUGGAGGGGAUGCGAGACCGAGGCAGGUGGUCUGGGAAGGAGGUUAGGGAGGGAGAAGUGGAUGGUUCUGGGCCUUCUGGAGGGUAUCGCUUGCAUAGGGUGCAGGGAAGGAAGCGUUUGAGCCAGGACAUGGGAGGAGGGUUCGAAGGCAGGGAGGGAGGGACAGGUACUUCCGUGGCUUCUGACGAGGGUACUGAGAGGGCAGCAGAGAAGGUUUCUCUGGAUGAAAGUACGCAAAAUAUCGACAUCUUGGGCCCACAUUCCGAGUGGCACUCCAACGGGGAGCCGCUGGAAGGGAUGAGUGGGAGGGGAGUCAGAGGAGGGGGGCUGGGGGGUGCAGGAGGAAAGGCAGCGGGGAGGGGAGAAGGGAGCAGGGUGUAUUCGUCCAGUGGGUGGAGAGCUAGGGGAGGGAAGUGGCUGGGAGAUGAGUCAGAUGGAGAGAAUGGGAAGGGGGACUCAGAGGAUGAGGAGGUGUGGGAGUUGCAGGCGGAGCUUGGGUGUGGCAUGGUGAUCAUGUCGAUUGGAGGGGUUUCUUUCGGCAGCGUGAUCAUGCAGAGAGUGAAGGUUGACAUCACAUCGCAGCCAGAUGCAGUGGAUGUGGACAUGACAGUGGGCAAUCUGGAUGUGGUCGACAUGCUGGCCAACUCCCCACACUACUCCCACAUCUUUCAGCCCAACGGAGACCUUCCGAGCCUCAGCCUUGUGGUUCGUCAGAACAUGGUCCAGCGAGGAUCGAACCUACCUGCCAUUCCUCAGGUGUGUGUGUUUGUGGAGAGCCAUCAGACACGGCUGAUUGGCAUCUGCCGCUUCUUCAACGACUUCGCCCACUUCGUUGAGCGCCUUGUCCCCAUCUUCUCACCCCAGGCAGCCGGUCCAUCCAAAGAAGACAGCAGCUCAGCCAAGAGCCAGGGUGCCAAGAGUGAGGGGUCAAAACGCGAGGAGGGUAAAGCAGCUGGGGAUUCUGAGGGAGGUGAAGCCCCUCCGCUGGUGUUCCUGCACAUCUCGGACUUGUCGCUCUGCCUCCCACUGUCGUCAUGGAGCGAGGAGUCUCUGGAUGUGCGAGCGGAGACCAUCACACUCAUCGUCCCCACUCCUGCUUCUCAGCGCCUGGCCCAGCACACGCUGCAAAGACUCUCUUCCAGCAUCUGCCCGAAGGACCCGUUCUUCUGGAAGCCCCUGGUGGAUGCUCUCGACCACUCCCCCCCAACCUCCUCCGACUCUGUUGGCGUUCAGCUCUCCCGCAUUGGGGCCUACUGGUCCCCUUCUAAGAGCGUUACCCCCAAGGUGGAGCGGAACAUUGUCUCUGAGAGUGAUGUCUUCAUCUCCGUGCAGUCCAAGCCAGCCCGGGUGCACGUGCACUGGCCGCAGGUGGAGAUUCGCCUGGGCCUCACGCAGUACAACGCCAUCAUGACCCUCAUCUUCCAGAACUUAGCAGAGGGAUGCACCUUCACAGACGACCAGGUGCACAACCCCCUGGUGGGGAAGCCCAUGGGCGGUGGUGGCGCUCCUCCAGACCCCUGCGUGAGCCUGGCAGGCCUCACCCCCAACCUCGAGAUCCAGCUUGAUUUUGGCCGCGCUGUCAUCAGGGCGGAGAUAGAACGGCCUGCCACUCUGGCCGAGAGCGGCUUUGGUGAUCCCCUUUUGUCCUUGAGAGUGCAUCGCCUCACCAUUGUCUCCUCCAACUACACUGACUUCUCGCAAGUGACAGUGAAGGCGUUCCGUCUGCUCAUGACAGAUGAUAGGUUCCUCAAGUACUCCGAGUCAGAGCUGGCCAUCAUCGAGACAAACACACAGCGUGCCAAGCCAUCCCCUGCCACAACCCCAUCCUCCAAUCCCCCUCCUGCUGCACCCAGUCCUCUGCACCUCUCCUCACCUCCCAACCGCCCCCGCCCCCGCACUACCCCCCUGGGAGGAGACACCGGGCGAGGGCUCGGGUGCGACUUAGACAGGUCGUUUCUGGUGAACGUGGUGAUGAAGAGGGAGGGGGCGGUGGGCGUGCAGGUGGUGCUGGAACGCACGGGCAUCGUGUGGCCCUUCUACACAGACCUCUCGCUGGUGUGGGAGCUGCAGGAGGUGGUUGCGGGGUACUUUCAGAAGCCGGGGUGUGCGCUGGGGCCCGCCAGCCUUCAGCCAGACUCGUGGCUGAUGAUCAACGUGCUGCUGCAUGACUUCGACCUGCUGCUUCCAGUGCCAGAGGAGAGCCUCAUCAACGUCUUCCCGCCUCCUUCCUCCUCCCACCCCUCCAGCCCUCCUCCUGCUGACCGCUCCCGCCUCGCCAUCCCAUCACCCAUCACCGCUGACUCUCCAGCCUUCCACUCAGCCCACUCCCGCAUGCCUGCUCCCUUCAGCCAGUCUGACCGAUUCUACGAUGCUCCUGAGGCACUGGGUGCGAAUCGCCGCACUGGCAUCAGUGCUGCUGCUGCUGCUGCUGCUGCUGCUGCUGCUGCUGCGGCUGCUGGCAGUACUGGCAGUAACGCCAGCGGGCAGUUUGCGAGUGCGAGGCACACCUUUCUGGAGCCGGUGUGGGUGCCUGAGCUUCAAAUCUGGAGUGACGAUGUGGACCUCUUUCUCUCAGAGCUCCAGGCCCACGGGCUGAAGAUCAAGGGGAGGACGCUCAGAUUUGGGCAUUUCUCUGGAGGGGACGGGGAGAGCAAGCUGCUGGUGGACUUUAUCCGCGUCAGCAGUGUGUUCAUUCACCAGUCCCAGUACUUCGCCCCUCAUGAUUUCUUCGGGGAGUUCACGGCUCAGCUCUUGUUCAGCCAGCACUCACCCAAGCAAGUCAAUAAGCAGGCCAGCCUGCUGUUGCUGCACAUUACACCUGAUGUCCAUCCUUCUCUCUUCUCGUCUGCCUCUUCGUCUUCUGCUGCUGCGUCUCCUGCCUCCACCACUGGGGCGCUUUCAAGCGGCACCUCCUUCAAGCCUGGCCGUCUGCCCGUUUACUUUGUUUUCUCUCAUCUGGUGGUGCUCAGCUCCUUCCUCCGAACGCUCAACAUCCGCCUCAAGCGCAGCCAGGGCAACCUGCUGCACCAGAAGCUGGGCCUGUACGGGGACCCGCUGCCGCCCGCCUUUGUGCCGUCCAAGCUUGGCGUCAACCUGCAGAUCCACGAGCUCUUUGUGGCUCUCAUCGACGACAGGAUGGGAAACCCCACGUCGGUGCUGGAGCUGGCCGCCAAGAGCAUCACCUUUAACGCCAGCAGCCAGAUUCUGGUUGACGGCGGGCCCGAGCUGCUCUCCUGCCGCCUCUCCCUCACCCUGCUCUCGAACUUCCUCAACUCCGGCUUCGAGAUCAUGGAGCCAAUGACAGAGGCGUGGGAGCUGGGCGCUGAAGUCAAGUCCACGGGCAACCACGUGACGAUAGCGGUGGACUCGCACGAGCUGCUGAACGUGAUGUUCACGCCCAUGCAGCUGCGCUCGCUGGGAGACGCCCUCAACUUUUACACCAUGCUCUCCAACUCGCUGCUUCCCGUGCCUGGGGGCAGCAUGCACGGCGGAAGUGACUUUGAUGAGUUUGGGUCUGCAGCAUCCUCAGCGGCUCAUGUAGGGCCGGCUCUCCAACAUGCCAGCUCGGCCAAGAUGGCCAGAGCCAUGAGCAUGCUGAGAGCACGCGAGUACUUCCCCCAGUCCGCAACUCUUGCAGAGAGGCUGGAGGCAUCGCUGCAGGAGGUGGCGGUGGGAAUGGUGAGCUACAGAAUUGUGAAUCUCUCGGGCCACACGCUCUACUACUGGACAGAGAAAGAGGAGGACAAGUCCAAGACGUACUCGGUGGAGGAGGGCGAGGAGCAGGUGGUGGAGGUGCAGCCGGUGCAGAAGGUGGUCACGCUGAGGGACACGCGCAAGAUCCUCGCGCGCACCAUCUGCGUCAAGCUCAAGGGCGACUGGCUGCCCAUCAACGACAUCGUCAUGGAUAAGGUGGGCAAGUACGUGAUGGACCUGCAGCUGCCCGGGAGCACGGUGGUGCUGCCGGUGGUGUUUGACGUGACGCUCAAGUCGCGCACCAAGAUCAUCACGGUGCACUCCACCAUGCACCUGCGCAACGACCUCGACGUGCCGCUCGUCUUCUUCGCGCUGCUGCCCAGCCCCAGGGAGACCGGCGGCGAGACUGCCAAGUCCUCCUCGCAAGUCUCCAAGUUCUCACUCGGUCCCAUAGCUCCCGAGCAUCAGGUCUUCAUGCCCAUCUUUGCCGCUCUGGGAGGCCAACUCAUGGCUCAAGCACAGGGCUUUGCUCGCGCUGAGAAGGACGUGGUGGCGCUGGAGCCGGAGCACCUGCUGGAGCAGCAGGGCCUGCUGGAGUUUCCCAUCCUGCAGCAAUGCACCCGCUCCCUGCUCGGGGGCGCAGGCAGCAGCAGCAGCCGGCACCUGAGCCACAUCGGCAGCAUGGCACGGAGGCAUAGCGAUGGCGGGGGGAGCUUGAGAUUGAGUGACUAUGGGAGCGUGAGGAGGGGGAGUGUGGGGAACGAAGGAGAGGAUGAUUUUGAUCGGAGCAGUGCUGGAGGGGGUUCUCUGGAGGAGUUUGACACUGCGAAUGAUGUGAGGCGGCCGUUCUACUGCUGCUUGCAAGUGACCUCGGAUCCUCUAGCCCACAGUGCGAGCAGCGGGCUGUAUGAGGAGUUCACUCUCUCUUUCGUGCCCCCUGUGGCCAUCCAAAACGGCCUGCCGUACGACAUUGAGGCGUAUGUCUGGGACGUGGAGUGGGGCACACGGCACAUUGUCUACGUCCCCUCUGGCGAGUCUCAGGACCUCUAUCACGUCAGCUUGGACCACACACUCCAAAUGCACCUUGCGCUCUUUGUGCCUGGGGCGGAGUACAGGACGCGCCGUCGAUACGCCAUCCACUUCCCUCCCAACCCGUUGCUCCAGAAGCAGUUUGGCAGCCGUGCCUUUGCCUACGACGUCCGCAGCCUCCGCCUGGCAGUCAAGUGCCGCCUCUUCCCACAGCACAACCCAUCUGCGUCGCCCAUAAUGCUCUCCAUCGACAACCGCCACAACUGGCAGUCGCGCAACCGCAGCAUCGCGCUGCUCGCGCACUACUGGGUCGUCAACCUCACCAAGUUCCGCCUCAAGCUCUCCACUGGCUCCUCCAACAACCCUCUCGACUGCCCGCGCUACCAGGAGGGCCAGCCAGCCCUGCUCAAUGUGCGCCGGGGGGCGAUCACCGCGAUCAGCUUGGAUGGAUUCCAUUGGUCCAAGUCGAUCUCAAUAGAUUCUGUCGGGAUCAAGGGGUCGGUUGCAGUUGCUGGCCCUGCCUCCACACUCUCACAGCAUCAGCAUCAAACCUCGCAGCAGCAUAGCGGUUCUUCGGCGGGUUCUGCUUUGCUGCGGCAGCACACAACAGAGGAGUGGGAGAACGUUGUGCAGCUGGAUGCUCCUGCUGGCACUGCCUCUCGCCGUGCCACCUCCAUCACACCCUUCCCAACCCUGCGGCGCUUUGAGUUUGGUGUGGAGGUGCGGCUGGCCCCUUCAGUGUGCGAGGGCACGAAGCUGGUGAUCAUCUCGCCGCGCUUCAUGGUGUCCAACCAGACCGGGCAGCCCAUCCAGAUCGCACAGAUUGGCACCACCACUGCUCGGGUUCUGGGGGACAAGAUGCAGCAGCCGUACCACUGGGAUGACGAGAGGCUCGGGCCGUAUCUGGUGGCUCGGUUGCUGAGCAGCGAGCUGGAGGAUGAUGAGAUGGAUGACGAGGAGGAGGAGGAUGAGGAGGAGGAGGCUGACGGGGAGAGCUUUUCCUCUGAGGAGGAGAAUGGUGAGGGGGAGGAGGAGGAUGGGAGAGGGGAGAGAGUGGGGGAGAGGCUCGAGGGACGCAAGGGACACGAGGUGGGUGAAAGGCAGCUGGUGCGGAGGGACACAGAGGAGUCGCAUGUUUCAGACGAAUCCAUGGAGGGCAGCGGUCAGGUGCGAUUGGGGUUGGACGGAGGAGCUGGAGGCGUGGAUGAUGGUGGGGCCAGCAGCAGCAGUCACAUGCUGGCGAUGGGGCUGUCAACGACCCAAGAGACAGCCUCAAGUGGCAGGCUGAGAGGCAGCAUUGGCAGUAACAGGCAGCCCCACAGUGGCGGCAGAAGCAGGCAGGGGGUGAGCAGUAGCACUAGAAAGGAGGAGGAAAGGCGCAGCAGGAGGGAAGAGGGGAGCAGUAGACGCACGGAUGGGAGCAGCAGGCGAUCAGGAAAGAACGGAAGUGGAACGAGUGGCAGCCACACGGAGAGUAGAGCGAGCAGCACAGGGGGGUCUGGAGCGCUGAAGAGGAGUGGGGGAAGGGGGCCGAGGAGCAAGGGGGAGAUGGAUGUGGACUGGGACUGGUCUGGCGCCUUUGAUAUAGACAAGCCGGGGGAAUCUGCAGUGCGGAUUAAACACCGGCACAAGAAGGGCAAGUACGCCAUCAUCUCUAUCGAUGUCUCGCUCAACGGCGCCUCGGCUCUUGUCACCUUUGAUGUCUGCAACUCGAAACACAAGCCCCCGCCCUAUCGGAUUGAGAACCGGUCGGCCUUCAUGAGCAUCAAGUACGGGCAGCUCACCACCGCCACGCGGCAGCGGCUGCCUCCCAACCACUCCACCAGCUACGCGUGGGACCAGCCGCGCAUGGCCCACCUGCUGCACGUUGAGAUCGAGGGCUUCAACAUGACCCGCGAGUAUGACCUGGACGACAUCCGCGAGCUGCCCACCGUCAUUCUCUCCGAAGACGACUUCACCGGCAACACGUCAUUGCGAGACAGGAUGUUUGUGAUGGUGGGGACGCAGGCGCGAGCCGUGGCAGUGUUGUACGUGAACGUGUAUGCGGACGGGGCUACCAGAGUGCUCUCCUUCUCCGACACCAAGCACACCUCCAAGGUAUCGGAGGACGACGAGCGCGCCUCGCUGCAGGAGAAGCUCCAGGUGACGGGCGAGAGAAUCGACUUCGCCCGCAAGGUUCUGCAGCGCACUCGGGCCCUCGCUGGGGACGACUCAGGGGAUGCUUCUGAGGCGGAGCCGUCGUACAUCCAGACGCCUGAGUACAGUGCAACAAUGGCCAGUUUCACGUCCAACAAGUUCCCCUCCCUGCCCGCUGUUGACAGUAGCUCCUCUGGCAGCCACUCUCGCAGCACCGUGCCGCUCCUUCGCAACAGCAAUGCCACUCCUGCCGUCACCACAAACAGCAGCAACCCUGCUGCUGCUGGUUCUGGCCCUACAAUGGAGCACACUGCUUCCGGCACACAUUCGGAGGCCUCCUCCCCUCGCACUCCUCCAGCCACCCUCGACUCUUCCCUUGGCAGCGCUGAUCCCUCAGCUGCUGGUCCAGGGGCUGGUGAUCCUAGCCCCAUGUUCACUCCGCCAAGAAGCCCCCUCCUGCGGAGCACUGCCCUCCUCCCCUCCACAGCUGCUGCCACUGCCAAAGAGGCUCGGUCUGCUUUCCCUGCGAGCAGCAGGGCCGUCAGUGCUUACUUAGAUGCGUCUGCUGAGCACCGCAAGUCGCAGCACGGCAAGGCGAAGCACCGGAGGUGUAGGAGCCAAGAGUCAGGACUGGUGCAAACAGGAGAGAGCAUGCCAGGCGCCAUUAUGAGAAGAGAUGGAAAGACAUCAGCUGAUGUGGAUGGCAAGGCACGGAAAGGGAAGGGUGUUGCGAAGGAUGAUAUGGAGGUUUUGGAGGUGUUGAAAAGGAGUGGUAGAUGGGAGAGAAGCGGUGACACCUACACAGAAGGCAGCAGUGUUGUGGGCAUGCCAGGCUCUCAAGAAACACCCAGAGUGCCUGGUUUGUCAGUCGCCGAGCAGACAAGGGCAGAGGCAAAGAAGCUCCUCCAGCCAGAGGCAGGAAGCAGUGGCAGUGCAGAGGAGCAUGCAAGCAAGGCAGCACAACUGAAAGGACAGGAGCCCGGUUCUUUAUGCACCGAAGUGACAAGGGCAGAGGCAAACAACCUCUUGCAGUCACAGGCAGGAAGCAGUGGCGGUGCAGGGGAGAAUGCAGGCAAGGCAGCACGGCUGAAAGGGCAGGAGGCCCUGGACUACCUGUAUCUCCCUGCAAGCGCGCCUGACGUGCCCGAGUACCCAAUGCGGCUGGUGGAGAUGACAGCACGUGGCGUGCAGGCAGGGCUGCAGGUUGUGAAGGCAGGGAUAGGGGUGGUGGAAGGGGUAGGGGGGGCGGUGGUGGAGGAAUACAUGGAGGAGAGUGGAGGGAAAGAGAUGGGGGGCGAGAAGGUGUUGGCAAAGGCGUUGACAAGUGAGAAACUGGAAGGGGCAGCAGGAGUGGCAGUUAAGGAAGAGGCGCAUCUAGGGGAGGUGGCUAUGGAGACAGAUGCAACGGCAGCAGCUGAUGCAGCAACACGCUCAGACGCCUCAGCUGUAGGUGGAGAAUCAGUGGGUGAAUCAGCUUCACCUGCUGCAGCUGGUGGGUCGGCAGAUUCCAGCAUGUGUGCUUCUGCCUCCUCUUCUACUGCCUCUGGGUCUGGUGAGAGGGGUGGAGCUCCACCAAUCAAAACAGGUGGGGGGUCGUGGCGUAAAAUGAAAGGGCUGCGGUUGGCGUUCAUGAAUCUGGAGAAGGGGAAGAAAAAGGCAGACCUGCCUGGACCGAAACAACCACAGGAGGCCACAGGAGCACGAGGGGAGGAUGGUGCGGAUAUGAAGAGGGAGGAUGGCGCGGAUAUGAAGAGGGAGAAUGGCGAUGGCGCGGAUAUGAAGGGGGAGGAUGGCGCGGAUAUGAAGAGGGAAGAUGGUGCGGAUAUGAAGAGGGAAGAUGGUGCGGAUAUGAAGAGGGAAGAUGGUGCGGAUAUGAAGAGGGAGGGUGGUGCGGAUAUGAUAAGGGAGGGUGGUGCAGAUAUGAAGAGGGAGGAUGAAGGGGGACAGGACAGCAGGCCAGAGAGGGGUAUUCCUGGGGGCAGUGACGAGGGCCAUCUCAGAGUUUUAGAGGCUGCUGCGUCUUGUGAUAGGGAGGGGGGGCUGACAAGUGUGAUGGAAGGCACAGAGGAGGGAGGAGGUGGGGAGGGCAGUAGCAGCACGGCAGGCAGGGAGCAGAGUAGUGCAGCCACAGGUGUGGGGAGCAGUGGGGACGAGGCAGGGGAAACAGAUAGGAAGACUGAGGGCGUGCGUGUGUCAGAUGCUGGGGAGGGAGAAGGGGCAGUUGGAGCCCAAUCCGAGGACGAGCGUGGAGAGGAACAGGGAAGAGUGGUGGUGGUUGAGAGGUGGAAAGGAGGGGCGGAAGGGGAUGGAGGAGGAGACCUUGGGCUUGCGAGAAUGGAAGUGCCAGUGACUGCGUCUCUGCUGAGCUCCUCACUGGCUGCUGCCCGCUUUGUGCUGGGGCUGAAGAGAGGGAGGGCCCUGCUUAAAGAUGGUAUCAGUGAGGGGGAGGGGGCUGGGGAGGAGGUAGGUGCUGGAGCUGAGGCGGAGAGUCAACUUGCUGUUGCUACAGGUGCUGCUGCUGCAAGUGGUGCUGCUACAGAUGGUGCUGCUGCAAGCGCUGCUGCUACAGGUGGUGCAGCUUCAGGUGGUGCUGUUGCAGCUGUCGCACAGACUGUUGAUUUGAGUGCUGCGGAAUCUAGUUCCUCUGCGGUUACUGGUGCCAGAGGAGGGCGCAUGGAAAGUGAUGCAGGUGGUGCUGAUGCGGAUGGUAAAGCCCUUGACGCCAAGCCCGCUGAAGCCAAUGUCGAUUCCAGUGCUGAUGAUACCCAUGCUGAGACCAACGCAUCUGGAGGAGGGAGUGCAGAUCAAUUCUCUCCCAGUGCAGGAGCCGUGUCAGUGUCAGACGGUGCUGGGUCCACUGCUAGUCUAGUCUGUCCCAGUGCCUCCAGCCCCAGAAGUUCCGGCCCUGCCUCUGCCACUGUCACUGCCCCAGCCACAGCUGCAGCUGCUGCUAGUAUGCCUGCCGCAACUACAGGUGCUGCUGCCACUGUGCCCCCUGUAGCUGCUGCUGCUGCUGCCACCGCCAACAGCAGGUCCGCAGGAAGCAGUCUGAAUGCGAAAAGCAGUUUCAAAGCAGCUGCUGCUCGAAUUGUCAAGCCUGCCGCUAAGCCUCACAGGACCACGUUUUCUCAGGUGGUCACUGGUGCCACGGCCCCUACUGCAGCUCCAAAUGCCCCUGUUCCAGAUACCGCCGCCACUGCUGCUUCGUCUGUCCCAAACACACGUGUGGCUGCUGAGGCUGUUGCUCCUGUUGCUGUACCUCCACCUGUCUCUGCUGCCCCUGGUUCUGCCUCAACAGUCCUGGCUGCUUUUCCUGGUGAAUCUGUGCCAGUGCCUGCGGCUUCACACGAUGCUGUCCCUGGUGCCUCAACAGCCUCUGCCUCGUCUCCCCUUCUUUACAAAAUAGCCACAUCCGAACCAGUCACAGAUGCCGACAGAGCUGCUGUUCCCGCUCCUGCUACUUGUGGUCCCAUGCUGCUUGCAACAGCAGCAGCAGCGAACGCCGAGUCAACUCCCCACCUGGACUCGCUCUCUUCCUUCCCUCCUCUCAAUCGGCAUCAGAAUCAACCGAGACCACCAAGUGCUGGCAGCACCGGAUCGUCUGGAAAGCUCCGGAAGCCAUUCCAGGGAACAGUUACCAAGCUGAUAGGGUCCUUUAGUAGACGUGGGCAGGAGAGACUGGCUGAGGUUGCCAAGGCUGCCGCUGCUGCUGCUGUGGCCACUCCUGCGGCUGCUGGUGAAUCUGUUGCUGCAGGCGCCUCUGUUGGUGUGGCCACAGCUGCGACAGCAAAUGCUGAUUCUGCUGCUUCUGUCACUACCUCUGCUACUGAUUCUCCAGCUAGCGAUGUGCUCUUGCUGCCCACUGCAGCAGCUGCUGCUGCUGCUGCUACUGGCACUUCAACUCACAGCAGCAGUGAGCGGCAGUUGUUGGUGACCUUUCCGCCUUCUGAGCUCUCUCAGUCAGCAGCAGAGGCGGAACAACACAGCUCGCACUCCACAGUUGCACCGGCAGCAGCUGAAUCAGCAACAGGAGCAGCAGAUGGAGAUGCAGCAUCGUCUGGAACCACAGGCGCUCCUGCGGUGCACAUCCCCAUUGAUUCGCCGCCUGCAAGCCACCGACAAUCGUCUCCCGAAACCAGAGCAAAGCCCGCCCAAAGCCGUGUGUCUUGGAAGGGUGUUGUGGGCCGGGUUGGAGGCAGCACCAGUGCUGCUGUGGUCAACACGGGGAAGAGUGUGAAGGGGCUGCAUCGGCCAUGCACUCCGCUGCUGCUGCUUUCCUCGAAGGCACGUCGGAGAAAGUUCGGGAGACGUUUCACGAGGCGAUGGAGGCGUUUGAAGUGGCGGAGGAGAGGGUAGAGGAGUUGCGCGCUGAGGAGGGUUUUAAAGCGCAAGUAGGUGCAAUGAAGGCGGUGCGCUCUGUUGAGUCUUUCUUUGAGAGCCAGGCAGGUAACCUGGCAGAAGCUACCCUUGUGCCCAGAAUGGUCGGAUCAGCAACAGUUGCAGAGCUCCGGUCGCACUGGCCCCAUGACAGCUUCCGGCUGCCGGCAUCUCAAAGCGAAGGGGGGUCACACAGGGGCGCGGACAGCACUGAGGUCCUGCCCGUGCCUUCAAUAGAGGAGCUCCAGAGCAUGGCAGGGGCGGUAGCAGAUGCUGAGCUGGAAUAUAUUGGGCAGAAUCGACCCUCUGGAUUGGUCAAGAGCGCAAGUGUGGCGGCAGGGCAGGUGGCAGCAGCGGCAAGGAGAGGCCAGGAUGUGGUGGCGAAGGUGGGGUCGGUGGUCAAGGGAGCCGUGGGGAGAUCCCUGGCGGCAGGGUCAGAGGUGGCUGUAGCAGAGACGAAGGCUCUGAUGGCCGGCACGGCUGUAGCGCUGAUUGCUGUGUCGGGCAAGCUGGGAGAGGUGAAGGAGCAAGUGGGACAGGAUGUGGAAGUGGGGUUGGCGGAGUGGCGGCGGCGCAUGCAGGAGGCGGGGCACGGGGCGGAGGAGGAGGAGGACAUCAGCGAGAUGCGGCAGGUGCGCAUCCAGCUGGGCAACGAGGAGUACGACGCCGGGGCCAUUGUCGGUGGCGACGUGACGAUUCACCUGAUCAAGGCCCGGGACUUGGGGGUUAGACCGGAGAAAACGCAUCCGUAUGCGGUGAUUCAC
Messenger RNA from Closterium sp. NIES-67, 17590 nucleotides. The record is from the annotation of a GenBank genome assembly. Lineage: Eukaryota; Viridiplantae; Streptophyta; Zygnematophyceae; Desmidiales; Closteriaceae.